GUCCCCGCCCCCCCACGCGGAGGCCCCGCCCACAGCGGAGCGGAGCGGAGGCAGCGCUGCCGCACGGCCCGGCCCGCAGAGCGCGGCCGCCAGCCCGGGGGGGGGGCCGACAUGUCCCACGAGAAGAGUUUCCUGGUGACGGGGGGCGAGGGCUUCGGGGGGCCGCAGCCCACGGCCCCCCCGGCCUACGCCCAGCCCCCCUACCCCCCCCCAGCCCCCUAUCCCCAGCCCCACUUCGCCCCCGCGCCCUACAGCCAGCCGGGGGGCUUCCCGCAGGGGCCAGGGCCGUACCCGCCCCCGGGGCCGUACCCCCCCGCCGGGCCCUACCCCCCCGGGCCGUACCCCCCCCCGGGGCCGUACCCCCAGGGCCCCUACGCCCAGCCCCCCUACGCCCAGCCGCAGCCCAUGGUCCCCGGCGACCAGGACUCCCCCCUGCACAGCACCUACCACGAGGACGGGCCCCCCUCCUACUAUGACAACCAGGACUUCCCCCCCGCCCACUGGGACGACAAGAGCGUGCGGCAGGCCUUCAUCCGCAAGGUGUUCCUGGUGCUGAGCCUGCAGCUGAGCGUCACCUUCGCCUUCGUCGCCGUCUUCACCUUCCUCAAAGGCGUCAAGGGCUUCGUGCAGCGCAACGUCUGGACCUACUACGUCUCCUACGCCGUCUUCUUCAUCUCCCUCAUCGUCCUCAGCUGCUGCGGCGACUUCCGACGCAAGCACCCCUGGAACCUGGUGGCCCUGUCCAUCCUGACGCUCAGCCUGUCCUACAUGGUGGGGAUGAUCGCCAGCUUCUACAACACCGACGCCGUCAUCAUGGCCGUGGGCAUCACCGUCCUCGUCUGCUUCACCGUCGUCAUCUUCUCCCUCCAGACCAAGUACGACUUCACCUCCUGCCGGGGGGUGCUCAUCAUCUGCCUCGUCGUCCUCAUCGUCUUCUCCAUCCUCUGCAUCUUCAUCCGGAACCGCAUCAUGGACAUCAUCUACGCCUCCCUGGGGGCCCUGCUCUUCACCUGCUUCCUGGCGGUGGACACGCAGAUGAUCCUGGGGAACAAGCAGCUGGCGCUCAGCCCCGAGGAGUACGUCUUCGCCGCCCUCAACCUCUACACGGACAUCAUCAACAUCUUCCUCUACAUCCUGGCCAUCAUCGGCCGGGCCAAGGAGUAGCCUGUGUGUCCCCCCCCCGCCGACCCCCCCACCCCCGGUGCGUAUCCCGGUUUCCCCCCCACGCCCCCCGUCCCCGUCCCCGUCCCCGCAGCCGGUUUCGUUUGGUGUCACCGUCCCCCGUCCCCGCAGCCGGUUUCGUUUGGUGUCACCGCACCCCCUCAACGGUUCCCCCCCCCCCACUUAGCAUUUCUUUCACCCCUGCGGGGGUCUCGCCGGACCUGGGGUGGCGGGGGGGGCACGAGGCGGGGGGGUGACAGCUCUGUCCCCUUGCUGGGUGCGAGGCAGGCGGCGCUCGCCCGUGCCCACCGGGGUGCCGCAGCCCCCCCGUUCCCCCCCCA
Messenger RNA from Chroicocephalus ridibundus (black-headed gull), 1502 nucleotides. It is a transcript of the gene GRINA, whose product is annotated as glutamate ionotropic receptor NMDA type subunit associated protein 1. NCBI's taxonomy places the organism in Eukaryota, Metazoa, Chordata, Aves, Charadriiformes, Laridae. The record is from RefSeq and is a predicted model, not a curated record. The transcript is spliced from 7 exons. Gene Ontology annotation, cellular component: Golgi apparatus; endoplasmic reticulum. The coding region runs from base 112 to 1164 and encodes 350 amino acids. Gene Ontology annotation, biological process: negative regulation of apoptotic signaling pathway.